UUUCCCGAAAAAGUUUCAGGCAACCACAGUUGUUGAUCAUGAAGGUUAUCCUGUGUACAGAAGAAGGGAUAAUGGUAGGCAAAUUAUUAAAAAUGGAAUCAGCUUGGAUAACAGAUAUGUUGUGCCACACAAUCCAUAUUUAUUGAUGAAAUAUCAAGCUCAUAUAAAUAUGGAAUGGUGUAAUCAAUCAAGUUCAAUCAAAUACUUAUUCAAAUAUAUUAACAAAGGAUAUGAUAGAAUCACUGCUGCAGUCGUUUCCGAUGGCUCAAGUCAAUCCAAUGUAAAUGACAAUGCAGAUGAGAUUAAACAAUAUCUUGAUUGUCGCUAUGUUUCACCUAGCGAAGCUUGCUGGAGGAUAUUUGCCUUUCCAAUCCAUGGAAGAAAGCCAGCUGUUGAAAGAUUGUUCUAUCAUUUGUCUGGAGAGCAAUCAGUUUAUUUCAAUGAUUAUGAGCAAGUGGAUGAUGUCCUACUAAAGCCUUCUGUUACUGAAUCGAUGUUUACAUCGUGGCUUCAAUGCAACGCUAAAUAUCCUGAAGCACGAUCUCUUACUUACUCAAAAUUUGUGUCCAAGUUUGUUUAUGUUAAAUCUACAAGAACCUGGAAACCAAGGAAAAAAGGAUACACAAUUGGAAGGUUAAUGUGGGUGCCGCCGAGUACAGGUGAAGUCUUCUAUUUGAGGAUGAUGUUAGCAGUUGUCAAGGGACCAACUUCCUAUGAAGAUAUUAAAACUGUCAAUAACAUUUACUACGAUACUUUUAGGGAAGCAUGUUAUGCAAUGGGCUUCUUGGGGGAUGAUAAAGAAUAUAUAGAAGCAAUAAAGGAAAUGAGUGUUUGGGCAACCGGUGUUUUCAUAAGAAUACUAUUUGUAACUCUGCUACUUACCGCGACUAUGGACAGGCCGGUUCAUGUUUGGAAUAACACGUGGAAGUGGUUAAGCGAUGGUGUUCUAUACGAACAAAGACGAGUGGCUAAUAACAGAGAUUUGGAGCUAACCGAUGAUCAAAUUAAGAACUUAACUCUAACAUUAAUUGAAAAGCACAUGGAGAAGAAUAGAAGAUCUUUAAAGGAAUUUAAAGGAUUUCCAUACCCAACAGAUUAUGUCAUGGAAGAGCUUGGUAACAGAUUGAUUUAUGAUGAGCUUAACUAUGAUGAAGAUGCAUUGAAGUUGGAAUUCAAAAGACUAUUCAGUACUGUAACAGAUGAACAAAGAGACAUUUAUCAUAAAAUAAUGUCUGCUGUUAAUGGACAAAAUGGUGGUGUGUUUUUCUUACACGGUUACGGAGGAACAGGCAAAACAUUUAUGUGGACAACUUUAGCUGCUUCAUUGAGGAGUCAGGGUAAAAUUGUUCUAACUGUUGCAACAAGUGGUAUUGCUUCUCUUUUGUUACCUGGAGGGCGAACUGCUCACUCAAAAUUCAAAAUACCUGUGCCUUCAUUUGAAAACUCAACAUGUAACAUUGAUGGUGAUAGCGAUCUUGCAAAACUGUUAAAAGUUACAAACUUGAUCAUAUGGGAUGAGGCACCAAUGGCUCAUAAGUUCUGUUUUGAAGCUUUGGAUAGAACUCUAAAAGACAUUAUGUCCGACACUGCGGACGGUGACAAAAUAUUUGGUGGCAAGGUCAUUGUGUUUGGAGGAGACUUUAGGCAAAUUUUACCAGUUGUGCCAAGAGCUGACAGGUCAGACAUUAUAAAUUCAUCAAUAAAUUCUUCAUACAUUUGGGAUGAAUGUAUUGUUCUAACACUGACUAAAAAUAUGCGCCUACGAUUUAAUGUUGGAUCAUCUGAUGCCGAUGAGUUAAAGACUUUCUCCGAAUGGAUACUAAAGGUUGGUGAGGGAAAGAUAUCUGAGCCAAAUGAUGGCAUCGUAGAUUUUGAAAUACCUGAUGACCUGUUAAUUAAGGAGUUUGAUGAUCCAAUUGAGGCUAUUAUGAAAAGUACUUAUCCAAACUUUUUGAAUAUGUACAACAAUCCUGAUUAUCUACAGCAAAGAGCUAUUCUUGCAUCAACCAUAGAUGUGGUUGAUAAAAUAAAUGACUAUGUUCUUUCAAUUAUUCCAGGAGAGGAGAAAGAAUACUUCAGCUCUGAUUCCAUAGACAGGUCAGAAGUUAACGAUCAAUGCCAGUCUUUUCAGUUAUUCACUCCAGAAUUCUUAAGUACAUUAAGAACUUCAGGACUUCCAAACCAUAAAAUUAAACUAAAAGUUGGAACUCCUAUAAUGCUAUUGAGAAAUUUAGAUCAAGUAGAGGGAUUAUGCAACGGUACUCGACUAAUUGUUACUAGGAUGGCUAAUCAUGUGAUUGAAGCUAAGAUCAUUUCAGGUAAAAAUGUUGGCAACCUAACAUAUAUACCAAGAAUGUCCAUGUCACCUUCUCAAUCUCCCUGGCCUUUUAAACUUAUCAGAAGACAGUUUCCUAUUAUUGUAUCCUAUGCAAUGACUAUAAAUAAGUCACAAGGCCAGACUCUUGACAGUGUUGGUCUAUAUUUGCCAAGAUCAGUGUUCAGUCAUGGUCAAUUGUACGUUGCAUUCUCCAGGGUCAGGACUAAAGCCGGUCUAAAAAUCUUGAUUCAUGAUCUAGAAAAAAAACCACUUUCCAACACCACAAAUGUGGUUUACAAAGAAGUUUUUGAUAACCUUUACUGAAUUGAUCAACCUCGGUACAUGCUUCAAUUCUUUUUGGCUACUGAUGAACAUGAGCAUAACUUGCAAUUUUCAAUUUUCAUGGGUACACUAUUUGCAGUAAAGAAUACCUAAUGAUGGGAACACACACCAAGUUCAGCUGCAGCUGCAGAAACGUGAAUCUGCACAUGACUUGGAAAUUGUUGCUUUUAUAUAGCUUUUUGGACUUACCAAUGAAUUUGUAUUGCUGCAAGUUAUGUUAACUUUAUAGCUUCCUCAGGAAUUGUCUUUGGUAGAUGUAGCUUUUACAUUUCAACAAACAAUGCUUUUCAAGUUACACUCAAUGAAAUGGCUAAUUAAGUUAAAUGCAUGCCACAA
Molecule: messenger RNA, 2995 nt
Organism: Medicago truncatula (barrel medic)
Lineage: Eukaryota; Viridiplantae; Streptophyta; Magnoliopsida; Fabales; Fabaceae
Product: ATP-dependent DNA helicase RRM3-like
Exons: 6
Coding region: 146-2641 (831 amino acids)
Biological process (GO): DNA repair; telomere maintenance
Molecular function (GO): DNA helicase activity
Source: RefSeq, a predicted model, not a curated record